AUGAAUUCGUACCUGGAGUACAUCUCGUGUGGAGAGGUACUCACCUUCUCCCCCAAGUUCUGCCGCUCGGAUACCCGGCCAGUGGCUCUGCAGCCUGCCUUUCCCCUGGGCGGGGAGGGCGCCUUUGUGAGCUGCCUGCCUGUCGCCGCGGCUGGGGCUCGGCCCGUGCCUCCUGCCCCAGCGCAGCCCCAGCCCCAGCCUCCGACACCGACACCGCCCCCGCCGCAGCUGCCACCGCCCCCGGCCCAGUCCCGAACCCCUGGCCCGCCUCCGUUUGCUCCGUGCACCCUCGAAGGCGCCUACGAGGCGGGCACCGCACCUGCCGCAGACUACAGCUUUCUGCCCCAGGGCUCCGCGUACGACUUCGCUGGCGGCCUAGGGCCCGCGGCCGAGGACGCCGUGGCCGGCCAAGUUCACUACGCCACUUCGGCCGUCUUUUCGGGCAGCGGCUCCUUCAUUCUCAGCGGCCAAGUGGACUACGGUGCCUUCGGAGAGCCCAGCCCCUUCCCGCAGGGUCUCAAAGAGCAAGGCGAUGGCUCCGCCGGGGGCUUCCAGGCUGUCUCCCCAGCGCCCGGCUCCUACCCCAAGUCCGUCUCUCCCGCCUCGGGGCUUCCCACAGCCCUCAGCACUUUUGAAUGGAUGAAAGUGAAAAGAAACGCCCCCAAGAAAAGCAAACUCUCCGAGUAUGGGGUACACAGCCCCUCGAGCACCAUACGCACAAAUUUCAGCACCAAGCAACUUACUGAACUGGAAAAGGAGUUUCAUUUCAAUAAGUACUUAACCCGGGCCCGCCGCAUAGAAAUAGCCCACUCCCUGCAGCUGAAUGACACUCAAGUCAAAAUCUGGUUCCAGAAUCGAAGAAUGAAACAGAAGAAAAGGGAAAGAGAGGGAUUGUUGGUCAGCACAUCACCUGUAACGGCUCUUCAGCUUUCUGUCUCAGGUCUGAGCCCUGCAAAGUCUGGCAAGAAUGCAGGGAGCCCUGCUCCCUCCAAAGACUCUUCCUCAUGAGUGAACUCGGAAGCCUCUCAGCACUAACUUGACCUUUCCUCGUGAGCAAGUUUCUGAGGCUGCAGAAAAAUCUCUGGGACUGUCCUGCUAACCCUGCGCAUCUCUAGGCUUACCACGCUCCUUUGGGAGUGGGCUAGAAGGUGGCCCUGAGGAGGGUUUCGCUUUUAAAAAGAAAGUACAGUAUGGUAAUUUUUCUGUGCUCAAAGUAGUGUGCAUACUGGUCUUAAUUUGAUGCCUUUUAAGCAACUUGUUUACCUCUUAUUUAUGUGUCUUAUCAGGGAAACUGGAUCCCAGCUGCCAGUCCAACCUUGCUGCUACCUUUCCUAACUGGCCUUAUACAAUUCUGAGUUUUAAAGGGGAGGCUCAAAAUAUUGUCAGAAUUCCCCAAGUCCCCCAUAAGCUCCCAGAGCUACAUCUCCUCAGUAUAUGUAAACAGUGUUUUUGUUGUUGUCCUAAGUGACAAAGCAACAACUUUGGCCUCACGGGUUGACCAAAGAUAGUAAGGAUUUCAUUAGUAAGAGCUAAGCUGCUUCAAUGAAAUCCUUAAUAUUUGCACUACAAGUCUCUUCUUUUAAAGCUGUUCCUACCUCUCCACGUGCCUGAGUGAAAAUACAAUCCAUGUUUAGUUAGUAGCUGACUUUAUAAGGACUAAAACAACUUGUUAGGUGUAGUUUAGAAAUUGACUUACACCUGGACUUUAGCCUUGUUACCUGGAUUUGUGUGUAAAUAUACAGUAUGUAUAUUUUUAACAGAA
Molecule: messenger RNA, 1762 nt
Organism: Vombatus ursinus (common wombat)
Lineage: Eukaryota; Metazoa; Chordata; Mammalia; Diprotodontia; Vombatidae
Gene: HOXD1
Product: homeobox D1
Exons: 2
Coding region: 1-1008 (335 amino acids)
Biological process (GO): regulation of transcription by RNA polymerase II
Cellular component (GO): nucleus
Molecular function (GO): RNA polymerase II cis-regulatory region sequence-specific DNA binding; DNA-binding transcription factor activity, RNA polymerase II-specific
Source: RefSeq, a predicted model, not a curated record